AUGUCUAAGCUCUUCGUGCACGGCCUUUCGUGGCACACGAAUGAUGAUACCCUUCGUGAGGGAUUCCAGCAGUUUGGCGAGAUCCAAGAAGCUAUCGUCGUCAAAGAUCGCGCAACAUUGCGCAGUCGCGGAUUUGGUUUUGUUCGCUUCGCCACUGAUGCCGAAGCAGAUGCGGCAAUGAGUGCCAUGAACAACGUGGAAUUCGACGGUCGGACUAUCCGCGUCGACAAGGCAUUUGACCGCCCCCAACGCCCGGACGGCGGUUUUCAGGGUCGCGGCGGAUAUAACCAGCAGCCCGGUCAAGGAUACCAGCCUGGUGGUGGCGGCGGCGGCGGCGGUUAUCAGGGUGGUGGUGGUGGUGGUUACCAGCAGGGUGGUAACCGCGGAGGAUAUGGUGGCUACAACAACCAAUAUGGCAACGGCGGCGGCUAUGGAGCUGGAUACAACCCCGGUGGUUAUGGAGGUGGUAACGGUGGUGCUGGCUGGCGUCCCACCCAACCCCCAAACCCAGAGGGCAACUAA
Messenger RNA from Penicillium longicatenatum, 522 nucleotides. Its product is annotated as RNA recognition motif domain-containing protein. The transcript is spliced from 6 exons. The record is from RefSeq and is a predicted model, not a curated record. Gene Ontology annotation, molecular function: RNA binding. The coding region runs from base 1 to 522 and encodes 173 amino acids. Lineage: Eukaryota; Fungi; Ascomycota; Eurotiomycetes; Eurotiales; Aspergillaceae.